This is a messenger RNA of Daphnia magna, 2631 nucleotides long. RefSeq lists its product as uncharacterized. The coding region runs from base 1367 to 2569 and encodes 400 amino acids. The record is from RefSeq and is a predicted model, not a curated record. The transcript has 11 exons. NCBI's taxonomy places the organism in Eukaryota, Metazoa, Arthropoda, Branchiopoda, Diplostraca, Daphniidae.
AUCAAGCAAAGUCUGCAGCAAGUUUCGGCUAUCCCCCGCCAUGGUGCGCACUAGUCGACUAGCCGCACGGACUUUUCCCUCUACUUACACGAACCAAAUGGAAAAACCUCUAUUUUGAAAUCGUGAAUUUUGUGCCACUGGCGGGUUGAGUGUGUGCUUGUGUGCGUGUGUGGUGUUUGUUUACAAAAAUACAAACGCAGCUACCUGUCGGUUUUAGAUUGUUUCAUUAGAAAACUCAGUGCCAAAGAGAAUAUGAACUCAAGUUAGUUACCAUGGCAAGUGGAAAUAGUGAAGAUGCUGAAAUUGGCUUGGAUUAUGGGCAGUAUUGCUUGGAAGAUAUUCCUGCUGCUCAAGCAAAUCGAUUUGAAUUUGGAAAAGGAUAGGAUGUAUCCUUUUUUCAAGAUAUCAGGGAAAAAUAUCAAGGAAGAAAGAACAAUAAUCGAAGGAGAACUCAACAUCCAACCCUUGUUCAAGGCGUUCCAAGAUAUCCCACCCACCCAGCACUUUGGUUGGAUUUCAAGAAGCGCAAAGGGACCUGCAGCUCGAGGCGUACUUCUAUACAUGAUAUAAAAACAAAAACAGCUAUAGAAGAUGGCAUGGAUCAUUUUACACUGUCAGCAUCCAAAAACACAAAGGAGUGGUCUACUGAUGUUGGUGGGUAUGGAAACCUUGCCAAUGAAUUCAUGCAAACUCCAGAGUGCCAUGCUGCAGUGAUACAUGGACUAGCAUCGUAAGAAAACACCAAUUGGCGAGAGAGAAAGAUCCAGAAUAGAUUUCCCACCACAAGGAAAGCGAGAUCCAACGCAAAAAAAAACGCGUGAAAACAAUGUAUGGCAAAUCUUUAGGUCGUUCGACUUCAAUACGGACGGAGGCCGUAACUGCAAUUGCCAGUCAUCAAAAUAAUGGAUUCGAAAUGAUCAGAGGUAAUUCUGAAGGUCAUAUUCGAUGAUUGAUACGCUUCAUCAAAUGAAUAAUUUCUUUUUGUAGACUUAGAUGGAGAUGUGGCCCGAUUUAGUACCCCUUCUCCUAACGAACAUGAUGUAUUGCUAGAAAGUCGUGAUCCUGGUCAUCAACAAUUAUUGCCUGAUGUUCAUGAAGAAAAUGGAUCGCAUCCAGAAACUUGGCCUAAAAAUUUUCAAUCCGCUGGAACUGAUAUUUUUGAUUCAGGGAGUGAGCAGUUUGUUUCAAAUAUUACUACGCGACCGAUGGCAACUUGUGUAGCUAUCUAUGGGUGUGAUUCAUCGAGACCGAAUUCCAGUAGUCCAAGUGGUGAGCUAGUUGGAUCGACUACCACCACAGUUCCAAAUGCUAAAAACGUGCCGUCAUUGCAUCUGAAGAAUUCACAAAAAGUUGCUUAACCUUAACUAUGCAACUGCAACGUGAUAAAUGUCGAAUGAUAGAGAGUCAACUGACAGUUAAGGAUGAGAAGCCUGCAUCAUUAGUCAGUCAGACUGUAGGUGAAAUGAAAAUUAAUCAAGCUGAUUAUCGACCAUUUGUUGUGACCUUUGGGUCACAUCAGCCAUCACCAAUAUUGACUCUGCCUCUCAAUGUACCAGUGGCUGCAGCAGUCUUCCUUUCCCAGGGUACUAUUCUUGCCAACUCAGAUCCAUCAACUCUUCAGAUAAUCAAACCAAAGCCCAAUGAAAAUCCGCCUACUGUGGAAGGAAGUAAAAUGUCUUCUCCGGUGUCCUCUGUGAUACCAAUUCCAAGCACAUUCCCUAUUGCCGAACCGACAGCAGGAGCGGUACAUGUCGAACAAUCCCGCAAUGAUCACACAACAACCGAAUACGUCGAAAAUAGUGAGCAUGCUCAUCUUCUACCUUCCCCGUGUUUCGUACCGAAUCCGCUAGAAGGGAAGAAAUCGCCUUACCCUAAAAUUAUUCGGAGAAGUUUUCAACCAGCUUAUGCUUCUCUUUCAAUUGGUGGAACGCCUCUCUUGACCUCUGAAUUGACCGUAGCAUCCUUCGGAAAUAUGAGAGAUGUGAAUGCUUAUGUGGAUUUCAAUAUAGAUAUUCACAUGUCUACAGACACCACCAAAACAUGCAAGCUAGUCGAAGGAGUUGAAAAUGCUUUGUCAGCAAUGCCUCCUCUGAUCCCGAUUGUAAUGGACGAAGAACUUUUUCUAGCUAACCAUUCGUCAUUUCCUGAUAAAUGUCCGAAUGGUAAUAGACAACCUAACGUUGAUGCUAACUCCCCCUCUACUGAGCCUUCCUUGGUAAAUGAACUGGAAACCCAUAGUAAUCAAUUUGCAGGCCCGGGUGAGCUACAACUUCUACUUUCCCCACCAUCUGCCGGUCAGGAUAAGUCUCGUAAUCAUCCACCCGCUGCAAGUCCAAGCAAAAUUGCUUCACCUCCAACGCUACCAACACCUGGGCCUACAAAUCUUAGUCUACUACUCCAACAACCCAACCGUCUGCCACACCGGAUGAUCCUGCAAUCAAAAAAAAAAAAAGAAAACAAGAAAAGGGACGGAAGAACAUCACAGUGCUUAUGCAAUAUAAAAGGCCAUUUUAGUAAAAAAUUGUCCCCAAAAAAAGGGAUACGGUACUGCAUCAAUCCCGCAAUGUAACCCUGGCCCUCAGCUUGUCCUCGUGUUGGCUUCACGACCAAGGGUCUAUCACCAAGCAGUUC